Molecule: messenger RNA, 2029 nt
Organism: Condylostylus longicornis
Lineage: Eukaryota; Metazoa; Arthropoda; Insecta; Diptera; Dolichopodidae
Gene: dan
Product: protein distal antenna
Exons: 1
Coding region: 58-2022 (654 amino acids)
Molecular function (GO): DNA binding
Source: RefSeq, a predicted model, not a curated record
CAGAAAAAGAACGGCUUAAAACUGGAUACAGCAACAUAUCAACAUUUGAAUGUCAGGAUGACAUCCAAAGGCAAACGUCCGUUAAGAAGCCUUACACCAAGCGACAAAGUUCAAGCAAUACAAAGGAUACAUGAUGGUGAAUCAAAAGCUUCGGUGGCACGAGAUAUUGGGGUACCAGAAUCCACAUUGCGCGGUUGGUGUAAAAAUGAAGAAAAAUUACGGUAUAUGUCACGUCAAUCAGCACCAGAUAAAAUGGCAGCUGACUCACUUACUGAUAAAUUGGUUGAUGGAGCUGCUGCUGCAGCUGCUGCUUUAUUAAGUGGUGCUGGUGGACCACAAGAAAAACGUCAAAAGUUAGAUUCAUCUUUACCAUUAAAUUUUUCCAAUAAAAUAAAAUAUGACGAGUUAGCUUACAAACGUAGUCCAUUAAAUGGAUUAGACUUUAGUGCUAAUAAAGCUAUUUCAGAAAUGGGUUUUAAUGGUUUGGGACCAGAUUAUAGCAAUGCAUUUAAGAAUCCAGAUUUUGCUGCUGCAUUAAAUGGUGCAAAAAAUAAAGGUUUUGGUGGAGCAGAUUUAUCACGACCAUCAGAUCCAUCUUUGGCUGCAAUAAGUCCUUUAACUAGUUUAUCACAUUUAUCAGGAUUAACUGGUUUAUCACAUAGUCCAUUAGCAAUUAGUUUCAAUGAAUUAACAUCAAAUUUAAAUUUAAUUGCACAAUUGAAUCCUAGCCUAGCGGCGAUGUCUGGUUUGAAUGGUUUAAACAAUAACACAUUGCGUAAUUUGAAACCGAAACCACCAGCUCAUAGUCCAAGAAAUGAAAAUGAAAAAACGUCUCCAACAGGUUUAACAGUAAAGAAUUGGGCCAAACAACAGCAAUCACAACAAGCAGCACAACCUUCACCCCAAACUCAGCAACAGCAGCAACAACAACAACAAGCAGACCAACGUUCGAAUUCUGUAGGUGCUUCAGAUAGUUUCACUGGAUUGAAUUUAAGUUCCGAUAACAAAACAAAAAUGAAAAGCCCAUCUCCAUCAUUACCACCACCUUCAAUAAACCGUAAUGGCCAUAUUGAAGAUCCACUGUUAUAUUGGUUAAAAUCACAGCAAGCAAUGUUAGGACUUAAUAAUUUGUAUACAACACCUAAUCCAAGCUCCACAAGUCCGCCAAUCAGAGCAUCAACACCACAAAGUCAAGCAGGUCAGCAAACUGCUAGCGCUACACCACCCAUAUUCUCCACUCCACAAACUCCAUCAUCCACACCAUCUGGAAGUUCAGAUGAUACCAAAAAUUCGGCUUGGUUUAACUGGUGUAAAGCGUUUGGAGCUAGUCUCACCACAUUAACGCCAGGUGGUCAAAAUCCGUUAAGUAUUAAUGCCGGGAGCAUUGAUAUGAAACCCCAAUAUGAAAAUAUUUUGUAUUCACAUUUAACCAAAGAUCCUAGUGUUAUUGAUAACCUAAAUAACAACGAAAUCACUACAACACAUAAUCAUCAUCAUCAUCAUAAUAAACCAGAAGAUUUAUCAGCAAAAUCCACUGGAAGUAAAAGUCCACGUUCUACAACCACUCCAGAUGGUGUUGUUAAAAGCGAAGCUGAUACUGUCACAAAUUCCAAAGAAACCUUGGACAAUCUCUUGUAUAAACUUAAUUCAAAUGGUAGUGAAAGUGAUGCCAGUUAUAAUAGUGAUAGCUUAAAUAAUAAUAACCAUCAGCAUAAUAAUAAUAACAAUAGUGACAAAACGGAUCAAGAAGAAGAUAAAGAUGAAAAAUAUUCAAUUGAUAAAUAUGGUGACGAAAAUAUUAAUGACGAUGAUAUUGACGGCUUGUAUGAAGCUUUAGAGCAUGGUGAAAAAUUUUUGAAAUGGUUAGAAAAUUGUAGUAAUCCAAGAGUAACUGCUGUACAAUUAAUGCAAUUAAGAUUUUUAAUAACAGCGAUUAGAGCUGGCACCGAAAAUAAGAAAUUAAUAAAUAAUUUUGAUUCUCAACAAUUACAACAGAGAACAAAAAUUCGUCGUCGAAAAUAGGGUCAAC